Molecule: messenger RNA, 3899 nt
Organism: Solea senegalensis (Senegalese sole)
Lineage: Eukaryota; Metazoa; Chordata; Actinopteri; Pleuronectiformes; Soleidae
Product: extracellular calcium-sensing receptor-like
Exons: 9
Coding region: 1167-3803 (878 amino acids)
Biological process (GO): G protein-coupled receptor signaling pathway
Cellular component (GO): membrane
Molecular function (GO): G protein-coupled receptor activity
Source: RefSeq, a predicted model, not a curated record
UUGGAGCUUCCGGUCUAUGUUGCCUUUAAUGUUCGUGAAGACUUUAUCCAGUGUGUUGUCUCCUCUGGUAGCACACUUCACGUGCUGGUGGAAUUUGGGGAGCACUGGUUUUAAAUCCACAUGAUUAAUGUCCCCCGUGACGAUCUGCACGGCGUCCGGGUGUCUGGUCUGCUGGAUGCUAAUGACGCGGUAAAGCAAUCUGGUGGCUGUGCUGGCGUUAGCAUCUGGUGCUUUGUAACAACAAUGAUCAAGAUCGCUAUAAACUCUCUAGGGAAAUAUAUGGGUCUGCAUUUUACAGUCACAUACUCUAAGUCCGGGGAGCAGUGACUGUCUACAGUCGCUGUGUUUGUACACCAGUUGUUCACAUACAAACACAGUCCCCCACCUCUGCUUUUCGCGGAGUCGCUGGUCAUGUCGUGGCGCUUUACCGUGUAGCCUUUUAGCUCGAUAGUGGAAUCCGGAAUCGACGAGUGGAGCCAGGAUUCUGUGAUAAGAACAGCAGCUAUUCUUGACGAUGUUGUUGGUCGCCACCUGAAGCAGUGGUUUAACAGGCUGCCUCCGUAGCCUCGUUUGCGUGCCAGCCCUGCAGCCUCGCUGCCGCUUCCGUCGCCUGCCCGUGGGGGUGAUGAUCCAUAGGGAGCCGGGACUCCUUGCUAUGUCUGCCGGAAUGUCGUGGAAAUGGAGAAACUCUGUUGUAACGCUUCUCUCGUUGCUGUAACCAAUCCUAGGAAGUUCAGGCCGGUUGUAGAUAUUGUUCGACCAGCUAAAUGUAGAUGUAUGACAAAACUAACACACACUUCCAUACAAAGCACUGAAAUGAGGAGCACCGAGCCACUGUGUCCAAAAAUAGCAGACAAUAGCAGGUCUCUGCCGUCUAUGUUUUUGAAUGUUUUUGAAUAUUUUACACUUCCUGAGAAGAAACUAAUGUAGUGAUUAGCUGUAACUUGUAAAACUAUUCAAUGAAUGGAUCAAUAUGGCUUAUUGAGAAAUUCAGAUAUAUUGCAUGAGCAUGCGUGUGCACACACACACACAAGCAUUCACAAAUAAUAUUUUUGUCCCUGCCCAUAAAACUUCCUACUCCAUCCCGAUAGGUGGUGAGCAAGAAUAAACAAUACAGCAAGUCAAUAAAAUGGGUGAUGUAUGAUGGAACUGAACUCAGAAAAUAAAUGAACCAGAGCAAAGUCAUGAGGGGAUUUUUAGACACUGGCCUUCUCUUGCUAAUGUUGUUCUCUUACAUUUCCUCUGCUGUGUCCUCUUCUCAUUAUUCCCCCUCUUGUCAGUCACAUGAACAGUUUCACCUCAAUGGAAUGCACAAGAAUGGAGAUGUGAUUUUAGGUGGACUUUUUAAAGUACACUUUUUUUCCACUGAUCCUGAUCUGUCCUUUACCUCAGAGCGACAACUGCCUACCUGCUAUGGUUUUAAUAUUAUAGGAUUCAGAGAGGCUCAGACCAUGGCCUUCGCUAUUGAUGAGAUCAACAGAAACUCCAACCUGCUGCUUAAUGUGACUCUGGGAUACAGUCUGUAUGAUAACUGUCUUGAACUAGGGAUUGCAUUCCGUGCAGCACUGACCUUAGUCAGUGGUCAAGAGGAGCAAGUUACAUUAGAGGACAACUGUGUAGGAACUCCUCCAGUCCUAGGUAUUGUGGGUGAUCCUUCGUCUACACUUUCUAUUGCCAUAUCCACAGUCAUAGGAUUGUACAGAGUGCCUCUGGUGAGUUAUUAUGCAUCAUGUUCCUGCCUGAGUGAUCAACAAAAGUUCCCAUCUUUCUUUAGAACGAUCCCAAGUGAUGCUUUUCAGGUGAAUGCUAUGAUUCAGAUACUAAAACGCUUUGGUUGGACUUGGACAGGUCUGCUCAUCAGUGAUGAUGAUUAUGGAGUCCACGCUGCCCGAUCCUUUCACUCUGAUCUGGGUCCAGCUGGUGGAGGUUGUCUGGCUUACACAGAGAUCUUGCCCUGGGGUGACGACCCUGCUGAACUAAGGAGAAUAGUGGAUGUGAUGAGGAAAUCUACAGCUCGAGUGGUGAUUGCGUUUUCAAAUAAGGCUCGCAUGAUCAACCUCAUGAAAGAGGUGGUGAGGCAGAAUGUGACAGGCCUGCAGUGGAUUGCCAGUGAAGCCUGGACAUCAGCUGAUGUCCUCCAGACUCCUCACCUCAUGCCAUACCUGGGUGGAACACUGGGCAUCGCUGUCCGUCGAGGAGAAAUACCAGGACUCAGAGACUUCCUGUUACAAAUACGUCCUGACAACACAGAUGGAAAUAGCAUGGUGAAUCAAUUUUGGGAACACACAUUUCAGUGUAGAUUUGCACCACCUCCAGCAAGUUGGGUGGAAGCUGGAGGAGGAUUAUGCACUGGACAGGAAGUUAUACAGAUUGUGGAGAAUGAAUUGUUAGAUGUUUCAGACCUCAGAGCAGAGUAUAAUGUGUAUAAGGCUGUGUACGCUCUGGCAUAUGCUCUUGAUGACAUGCUGCAGUGUGAGCCAGGGAGAGGACCUUUCAGCAACAACACCUGUGCUGAUUUACAAAGACUGGAGCCAUGGCAGCUUGUGUAUUACUUGGCAAAAGUCAACUUCACCACAGCAUUUGGCGAUGCAGUGUCAUUUGAUGAGAAUGGUGAUACCUUGCCAAUAUAUGACAUCAUGAACUGGGUGUGGCUCCCUGAUGGAAGAACUAUAGUUCAGAGUGUGGGAGAGGUCAAGAGGUCAGCCUUCAAAGGAGACAAAUUUACACUGAAUGAAGACAAAAUCUUCUGGAACUUUGAACCCAAACAGCCUCCUCGAUCAAUGUGUAGUGAGAGCUGUCCUCCAGGUACCCGCAUGGCCAGAAAGAAGGGGGAACCUGAGUGUUGUUUUGACUGUGUCUCUUGUUCUGAGGGAAAAAUCAGCAAUACAACUGACUCCAUGGAGUGCACCAGUUGUCCAGAAGAUUUCUGGUCCAGCCCCCAGCGUGACCACUGUGUUCCUAAGAAAACAGAGUUCCUCUCCUACCAUGAGCCUCUGGGUAUCUGCUUGACAACCACCUCACUGUUGGGCACAUUUAUCUGUGUUGUUGUUCUGGGCAUCUUCAUACAUCAUCACAGCACACCUAUAGUUCGUGCCAACAAUUCAGAACUCAGUUUUCUUCUCUUGGUGUCACUCAAAUUGUGUUUCUUGUGUUCAUUGCUCUUCAUUGGACGACCCAUAUUAUGGACUUGCCAACUAAGACAUGCAGCAUUUGGCAUCAGCUUUGUGCUUUGUGUCUCAUGUAUCCUGGUGAAAACCAUGGUGGUUCUGGCUGUGUUCAGGGCCUCCAAACCAGGAGGUGAGUCCAGUCUCAAGUGGUUUGGUGCUGUGCAGCAAAGAGGGACAGUUCUGGUUCUGACUUCUGUUCAAGCAGCAAUCUGCACUGUCUGGCUUGUCUCUGCUUCACCAGUGCCUCAUAAAAACACCCAGUAUCACAGUGACAAGAUAGUUUAUGAGUGUAUAGUCGGGUCCACCAUUGGUUUUGCAGUUUUACUUGGUUAUAUUGGUUUACUGGCUGUCCUCAGUUGUUUGUUAGCUUUUCUCGCAAAAAAUCUUCCAGACAAUUUCAAUGAGGCCAAACUCAUCACUUUCAGCAUGCUGAUUUUCUGUGCAGUGUGGGUGGCCUUUGUCCCUGCUUACAUCAGCUCACCAGGCAAAUAUGCAGAUGCAGUGGAGGUAUUUGCCAUCCUGGCCUCCAGUUUUGGCCUGUUGGUGGCGCUGUUUGGACCCAAAUGUUAUAUUAUCCUUUUGAGACCAGAGAGAAACACAAAGAAAGCCAUCAUGGGUCGUGGUAACACAAGGUAACAUUGUGAGCACAGCAGUCUCUUAAUCUGAUCCUAUCUAUUUUUAAGUUGUAAUUACCAGGUAACAAUACAAGCAAUAAAGAUUUUGUGAAAAAUA